Molecule: messenger RNA, 1446 nt
Organism: Oldenlandia corymbosa var. corymbosa
Lineage: Eukaryota; Viridiplantae; Streptophyta; Magnoliopsida; Gentianales; Rubiaceae
Source: the annotation of a GenBank genome assembly
UUCCAGUUUCUAUCCAGAGUAGAUUAACCAUGUCUUAUUCGAGCACGUUUAUUUCAUUCUCCAUUGCUUUCUUCAGUCUACUUGUAGCAUCUCAAUCAGUUGUCCCCCCCUCAAAAACAUUCAAGUACAUUAACCAGGGCCCAUUUGGCGAAUACAUUGUUGAGUAUGACGCCGAUUACCGAUUGUUACCCAUUGCAACUUUUCCCUUCACGCUUAGUUUCUACAACACCACCCCCAAUGUCUUCAUAUUAGGACUCCGGAUGGGCGACCGGCGUUCCGAGUCCAUCAUGCGUUGGGUUUGGGACGCCAAUCGCGGGAGUCCAGUUCGCGAAAAUGCAACACUCACGUUUGGAAGUGACGGAAAUUUGGUCUUAGCUGACGUUGAUGGCAAGGUGGUGUGGCAAACUGGCACCGCCAACAAGGGUGUGGUUGGUCUUAGCCUUCUCCCAAAUGGUAAUUUGGUGUUGUAUGAUACAAAAGGUAAUUUUGUGUGGCAAAGUUUUGAUCAUCCAACUGAUACGCUCUUGGUGGGCCAAGCUAUAAAGGCCACCGGACCCACUAGGCUAGUGAGCCGGUUGUCGGCCGCUCAACCAGUCAACGGGCCUUAUAGUUUUGUGAUGGAGAAACGUUAUUGGGCUAUGUAUUAUCAGAGCAAUAAUUCACAAAAGCCAUUGCUUUAUUACAAAACGGACGAUUUCGGUGAUGGUAAAGGAGCUUUGGCUACUCUUGAUUUUUAUUGUGAGCCAGAAAAUGACGAGAAUCAUGCUUUCGAGCUUGGCUUCCGCUUUAAUUUGACUGGUUCCCAAAGUUUCGGAACGUUUAUUUUAACAAGGCCAAAGUACAACAGCACGUACAGUAUGCUUCGAGUUGACAUAGAUGGCAACUUAAGGAUUUACACCUAUGAUACAUUUGUAGAUUAUCAAGCAUGGGAGGUAACAUUCGUUCUCUUCGAUCGGGAUGACGGAUGGACAACCGAGUGCAAGCUGCCGAGGAGGUGCGGAUUACUCGGCGUGUGCGAAGACGACCAGUGCGUUGCGUGCCCUAAGCCACAAGGUUUGUUGGGAUGGAACAAGACUUGUGCACCACCGGCGCUUCCGACAUGCAACGGAGGUUCUAAUGUGGACUAUUAUGAGGUUGAAGGGGUUGACCAUUACACAAGCGCUUAUGAUGAGGGAAUUGGACCAAUUAAUCUAGCUCAAUGCAAGGACCGAUGCAGUAAAGAUUGCAAGUGUUUGGGCUUGUUUUUUAGGAUAGAGGAGUUUCCCAAAUGUUUGUUGGUGUCUGAUUUGGGUACUUUGGUUAAGGUUCCAAACGCCAGUCAUACUGGUUAUAUCAAGAUUUCCAAGUAGACAUUGGGUCUCUCGUCUAUGUAUUUGGUUACUACUUUUGAUAUUGUAAAGUUCUUGGUAUUGUAUCUAAUAAAAUGAAAAAUAAAAUCAGUCUUGU